AUGGGUUCAGCCUUUAAGAAGUUCUGCAUGCAGUUCUGCUGCUGCUGCUGCGCCGGUGACGAAGAUGAUGAGGAUGAGAAGCAGCCAUUAGUACCUCAAGAUCCAUUGGAGUAUUUUAACCGUGAAGUCCAGAAGCGUCGUGACGAGGAGACCAACCUGUGGAGUGAACCAGGAGACCCCAGCCACUCAGAGAGAGCUGAUGACCGGACCCUUUACACCCUGCUGCAGGCCAGGAACAAGACCCGCAUGGGAUCCACGGGUUAUCGCCGUCUGAGUGUGGACAUUGAGGCCAUGAGAGACACCCGCCGAGAAGUCAGAGACAAAUGGAAGACGGUUCUGGAGAACCUAGGUUUCAUGGCGGAGGCAGACUCGCUGCUGACAGUGUCUGCCGGUGCCUCACAUGACCGCAUGCGUAACGCCCCAGCAGCACGUGCCCUUCUUCACACGCUCCACUCUGAGACCUCCAUCUUCAGCAGCAGAGAACCGCCUCCAGAGAGAUAUCUGUUCAUCCUGGAUCGCCUCCUGUAUCUUGAUAUAGCUGAAGAUUUUUUAGCAAAGGCAAAGCGUUUCUAUCCGCCGAGGGAUGAUUCUGACGAGGAGAUGCCCUCAGGCCUCAACUUCAGCCUGCCGCUGCUGCUGGCCAGGGUGGAGGCCAUGAAUGGGGGAGGCGACGAAGAAGAAGAGGACGAGAGCGAAAGAGAAGAUGGAAACUUGAGUGACAGGUCUUAAGAUCUUCUGGCUGUAAUAAUAACAGACACAAGGCAGGGGGCAGUAGUCAUCAACCCUUUAGACCUGGAUGUGAAUUGCGUAGCUCCUCUCUUCAAGUGUCUGUUGCCUCGUACAGUGUCGCUGCGGCUUCUUGGAAGUUUUAGGCUGAAGAAUUUCUCCUUUCUCCCCCAAACUGCACAGCUUGAGUCUUAGUCUGUGUUCUCUGGUCAAAAUCUAAAAGGGUUUAGCAGA
Molecule: messenger RNA, 960 nt
Organism: Seriola dumerili (greater amberjack)
Lineage: Eukaryota; Metazoa; Chordata; Actinopteri; Carangiformes; Carangidae
Gene: mreg
Product: melanoregulin-like
Exons: 5
Coding region: 1-729 (242 amino acids)
Biological process (GO): melanosome transport
Cellular component (GO): melanosome
Source: RefSeq, a predicted model, not a curated record